Molecule: messenger RNA, 4874 nt
Organism: Balearica regulorum gibbericeps (East African grey crowned-crane)
Lineage: Eukaryota; Metazoa; Chordata; Aves; Gruiformes; Gruidae
Source: RefSeq, a predicted model, not a curated record
AUGGAAUGGUUUGGGUUGGAAGGUGAAAUGAGGAAUGAUUUAUAUAUCACUGUAGAAAGAGGAGAAUUUGAGAAAGGAGGUAAAAGUGUGGCCAGAAAUGUGGAAGUAACAAUGCAUGUCGUGGACAGCAGUGGUCAAAUUUUAAAGGAUUUUAUCUCAUUCGGCUCUGGGGAGCCACCAGCCAGCGAGUACCAUUCCUUUGUCCUUUAUCAUAACAAUGGUCCCAGAUGGGCUGAGCUGCUGAAACUUCCCAUUCCUGUGGAUAAAUUCAGAGGAGCACAUAUCCGCUGUGAAUUCCGGCACUGUUCCACAAAAGAAAAGGGUGAGAAGAAGUUGUUUGGCUUUUCUUUCGUGCCCCUGAUGCAAGAAAAUGGGAGGACUCUGCCAGAUGGCACCCAUGAACUCAUUGUACACAAGUGUGAAGAAAACACAAACCUUCAGGAUUCUGGUCGCUACCUCAAACUCCCCUUUUCAAAGGGAAUUUUUCUAGGAAACAACAGCCAAGCAGUAAAAACCACUAAAGAGUCCUUCUGGAUUACGUCCUUUCUCUGCUCCACUAAACUCACACAAAAUGGAGAUAUGCUUGACCUUCUGAAAUGGAGAACCCACCCAGACAAAAUUGCAGGUUGCCUCUCAAAAUUAAAAGAAAUUGAUGGUUCAGAAAUAGUGAAGUUUCUUCAAGAUACAUUAGACACUUUAUUUGGGAUUUUAGAUGAAAACUCUCAAAAAUAUGGAUCAAAAGUAUUUGAUUGUUUGGUUCACAUAAUAAAUUUGCUGCAGGACAGCAAGUUUCACCACUUCAAGCCAGUAAUGGACACUUACAUUGAAAGUCACUUUGCCGGAGCACUUGCAUACAGAGAUCUUAUAAAAGUACUAAAGUGGCAUAUUGAUCGAGUCACUGAAGUGGAGCUGCAUGGGCACAUACAGGAAGUACUAAAGGCACAGGAAUAUAUCUUUAAAUAUAUAGUUCAGUCUCGAAGGUUAUUCUCUAUUGCCACUGGUGGACAAAAUGAGGAGGAAUUUCGCUGCUGUAUUCAAGAACUUCUUAUGUCAGUACGCUUCUUCCUUUCCCAAGAGAGCAAAGGAGCUAGUGCUUUAUCCCAACUACAAGCUGUGUUUCUCAGUUCAUUCCCAUCGGUGUACUCUGAACUUUUGAAGCUCUUUGAUGUGAGAGAAGUGGCAAAUUUGGUUCACGAUGCUCUGGGCAGCUUGCCAACAGUCAUGCAUGGGGAUGAGUCCCUUCAAGCUGUUAAACUGCAGAGUAUUGGGAAAACCGUAGAGAGUCACCUGUACACCAACCCAGAUUCUCGAUAUAUUCUUCUUCCAGUAGUUUUACAUCAUCUCCACAUGCAUUUACAAGAGCAGAAGGACCUUAUAAUGUGUGCACGUAUCCUUAGCAACAUAUUUUGCCUCAUCAAGAAGAACAGCUCAGAAAAAUCUGUUCUGGAAGAAAUUGAUGUGAUUGUAAACAGCCUGCUAGAUAUUUUGUUAAGGACCAUACUAGAAAUCACCAGCCGACCACAGCCAUCAGGCUCUGCUAUGCGUCUCCAGUUUCAAGAUGUGACUGGGGAAUUUGUCUCCUGUUUGUUGUCACUCUUGCGGCAAAUGACUGAUAGACAUUAUCAACAGCUUCUUGAUAGCUUCAACACAAAGGAAGAUCUGAGGGAUUUCCUGCUGCAGAUUUUCACUGUAUUUCGGAUACUAAUACGACCAGAGAUGUUUCCGAAAGACUGGACAGUGAUGCGUUUGGUUGCAAACAAUGUGAUCAUUACUACAGUCUUGUACCUUUCGGAUGCCCUUCGUAAAAACUUCUUAAAUGAAAACUUUGAUUACAAGAUAUGGGAUUCCUACUUUUUUCUUGCUGUCAUUUUUAUAAACCAGUUAUGUCUGCAACUGGAGAUGUUCACACCUUCCAAGAAGAAAAAGGUUUUAGAAAAAUAUGGUGACAUGCGGGUAACAAUGGGAUGUGAAAUCUUCAGCAUGUGGCAAAAUUUAGGGGAACACAAGCUUCACUUUAUUCCAGCAUUGAUUGGCCCCUUCCUGGAAGUGACCUUGAUCCCUCAGCCAGACCUGAGGAAUGUAAUGAUUCCCAUUUUCCAUGACAUGAUGGACUGGGAGCAAAGGCGAAGUGGCAACUUUAAGCAGGUAGAAGCAAAACUGAUUGACAAACUGGACAGCCUGAUGUCGGAAGGUAAAGGUGACGAAACAUACCGAGAGCUCUUCAACAGUAUAAUUCCACUUUUUGGUCCUUAUCCUAGUCUACUGAAGAAAAUUGAGCGGGAAACAUGGAGAGAAAGUGGUGUUUCAUUAAUCGCCACUGUGACUCGCCUCAUGGAGAGGUUGCUGGACUACCGGGACUGCAUGAAAAUGGGAGAAGUGGAUGGCAAAAAGAUUGGCUGCACUGUUAGCCUUUUGAAUUUUUACAAGACUGAACUGAACAAGGAAGAGAUGUAUAUUCGCUAUAUUCAUAAGCUCUAUGACCUACAUCUGAAAGCACAAAACUUCACAGAGGCUGCCUACACGCUCCUGCUGUACGACGAGCUGUUGGAGUGGUCGGAUCGGCCACUGAGAGAAUUUCUCAACUACCCCAUGCAAACAGAGUGGCAACGUAAAGAGUGUCUCCAUCUGACCAUCAUUCAAAACUUUGAUAGGGGAAAGUGUUGGGAAAAUGGCAUUAUCUUAUGCAGGAAAAUUGCAGAACAGUAUGAGAGCUACUAUGACUACAGAAACCUCAGCAAGAUGAGGAUGAUGGAAGCAUCUUUGUAUGAUAAAAUUAUGGAUCAACAGCGUUUGGAGCCAGAAUUUUUCAGAGUUGGAUUCUAUGGGAAAAAGUUCCCAUUCUUCUUGAGAAAUAAGGAAUUUGUUUGCCGAGGACAUGACUAUGAAAGGCUGGAGGCCUUCCAGCAGCGAAUGUUGAAUGAGUUCCCACAUGCCAUUGCUAUGCAACAUGCUAAUCAGCCAGAUGAGACCAUCUUUCAGGCAGAAGCACAGUAUUUGCAGAUUUAUGCAGUGACACCAAUUCCAGAAAACCAGGAAGUCCUGCAGAGAGACGGCAUUCCCGAUAACAUCAAAAGCUUUUACAAAGUAAAUCACAUCUGGCGAUUCCGAUAUGACAGGCCAUUUCACAAAGGGACCAAGGACAAGGAAAAUGAAUUCAAGAGCCUAUGGGUGGAAAGAACCACAUUGAUCCUGGUGCAGAGUUUACCUGGAAUAUCUCGUUGGUUUGAAGUGGAAAAACGUGAAGUAGUGGAAAUGAGUCCCCUUGAGAAUGCCAUUGAAGUCUUAGAAAAUAAGAACCAGCAGCUGAGAACACUGAUUAGUCAGUGUCAAACUCGACAGAUGCAAAAUAUUAACCCUCUCACGAUGUGUCUAAAUGGGGUCAUUGAUGCAGCAGUUAAUGGUGGAGUUGCAAGAUACCAAGAGGCAUUCUUUGUCAAAGAAUACAUCUUGAACCAUCCAGAGGAUGGAGAGAAGAUCACACGCUUGAGAGAGCUGAUGCUCGAGCAGGCCCAGAUUCUAGAAUUUGGCUUGGCAGUGCAUGAGAAGGUGGUGCCGCAGGACAUGAGGCCAUUGCACAAAAAGCUGGUGGAUCAGUUCUUUGUGAUGAAGUCAAGCUUGGGAAUACAGGAAUUUUCUGCCUGCGUACAAGCUAGCCCCGUUCAUUUCCCAAAUGGAAGUCCUCGUGUAUGCCGAAACUCCAUACCUGUUUCUAUGAGCCCUGAUGGUGCCAGGGUAAUACCACGACGCAGUCCCUUGAGUUACCCAGCUGUCAAUCGGUAUUCAUCCUCAUCACUGUCAUCCCAAGCAUCUGCUGAAGUCAGCAAUAUCACUGGGCAAUCAGAAAGCUCCGAUGAAGUUUUUAACAUGCAGCCUAGUCCGUCUACCUCAAGCUUGAGUUCUACUCAUUCUGCUUCACCUAAUGUGACCAGUUCUGCUCCAUCCAGUGCCAGAGCCUCUCCUCUGUUGUCUGACAAACAUAAGCAUUCUCGAGACAAUUCUUGCCUGUCCCCCCGAGAGAGGCCCUGCAGUGCCAUCUACCCUACUGCUUCGGAAACCUCGCAGAGAAUGCUGUUUAAUCAUAUUGGAGACGGUGCUUUGCCCCGAAGUGAUUCCAAUCUGCCCGGCCCUGACAAAGCUGUAAAUGCCACCCCCAGCAGCUGGAGCCUGGACAGUGGGAAGGAAGCCAGAAACACAUCAGAAAGUGGAAAGCUUAUGUCUCCUCCUGUACCACCUAGACCUGCACAGACUGCAUCACCAGCAAGACACAUAGCUUCCGUUUCCCCGUCUCCUGCUGGCAGAUCCCCGAUGAAGGGGUCUGUGCAAUCAUUCACACCGUCUCCAGUGGAGUAUCAUUCCUCGGGGCUCGUAUCCAACUCCCCGGUGCUGUCGGGGAGUUACAGCAGCGGCAUCUCUUCGCUCAGCCGAUGUAGCACAUCAGAGACGUCGGGUUUUGAAAGCCAAGGCAGCGAACCGACAGUGACUGUCCCAAGCUACAGCGUUUCUGAGGAGCCUGUGAGAAAAGAAAGUAAAACCCCGCCGCCUUACAGCGUGUACGAGCGGACUUUGAAACGCCCCGUUCCUCUACCUCACAGCCUCUCCAUCCCGCCCGCCACGGACCCGCCGGCGCUGCCGCCCAAGCCACAGCUGGUCCGGCCAAACAAUCUGGAAAACAGCAGCAGGAGGACUGAGCAGGUUCCCCGGCCCAGGCCUCUGCCCCGCAAAGUCUCUCAGCUAUGAGAAGCCACUUUUAUAUUUAAUUGCGACCAGUUCUUUACCGUUUAAGAAAUAAUAUUUUUUAAAAAUGGUAAAACGCGUUUAGUUAGGCACUUUAAUAUUUUGCCCACUUUUUUCUUUUGAGUAAUUUUGAAAUGCUU